AUGUCUUCGCCGGCGCCGCUGACCACGGCGCCACCGUCGACGACCAGAGUGCGCCAGAUUGUGGCGCCCCUGACGACGGUCUACUUCCCUAACUGGAUGUGCAGCGUGUGCUCCUUUGAGGGCACAGACAACAAGCCCAACUACUUCACCGAAUACGUCGAAAACUGCACCAUGUUCCGAGCGGAGCGGCUCUGCCGGUCGGUCGAGCCCGUGCAGUGCUUCCCUCACGUCACGUCCCUCAGCGACAUUGCCGGCACCGGCUACUUCUACUCGCCGGGACUGCACUGCCCGGACAGCUGGAAGACGGUGGCGACGGUGACGGCCGGCCAGGCGGGCAACGCGUCGUCGACGAGGAUCUCAGGCGUGUGGAUGGACACGCUCCUGCCAGGCGAAACGGCGGCUGUGUGCUGCCCCGCCACUCUAUCAUACGUCCCUGUCGAGGGGAUAGACGGAUUCUACAUGUGCAGCAGAAACGUGACGACCUCGACGACGUAUUUUUCUUGCGAGAACAAGACAGGCACGACUGUUUUGGAAAAGAAGGUGACCAACCUAGGAAGCGAUGUGGCCUACACCUACCUGCAAAGGGGGACACAUGUCACCACGCUCCCGUUCAAGAGCAUCCGCCUCGAGGCGCGAUCGAUACAGCUCAAUUGGCGCGCGCAAGACCGCGAAUCUGCCUCCUCGUCCCCAGCCUCUACGACCGUGAGCAGGGGCGCGGACCCGACGAACAGCGUGCCCCAGACGGGCACGCCAACCAGCGACAGCGACAGCGCGCCGCCUCCGCCGCCAACGCUCAGCCAAGCCGCUGUGGCGGGCAUCGCUGCCGGCGGGGCCAUCUUCGUGAUCGGCGUAGGCCUCCUCAUAUUCGCACUUUGGUUCCGCCGGCGGAAGAAGAGGAAGGCCGGCGACGGAAGCCGCGACGAGAAGCCCCCCCUGACGCCCGGCCUAGGCGACGGCGGAUUCCACAAAGCCGAGCUCCCCAGCACCGGCUUAGACGCCGGGCGGGACCGCUUCCACAAGCCGGAGCUCGAGGCGCCGAACCGGUUCGAGAUGGAGGCCCAGGACGGCGCGCGGCUCUUCGAGCUCUACGGCGACGAGGAGUUUAUCCCCGGCGAGCUGCCGGCGGGGGGCGGCGGCGGCGGCGGCGGCAGCGGACCGGUCAUGUCGCCAAGGUCCGGCCCGCCCCCGGCCCAAACCCCGCCGCCGCCGCUGCCGCGGUCGUCUCGCGGAGGGCCACGCCCCGCCCGCCCCGGGAGCAACAACAAGACCAACACCAACGCCAGCACCAGCGCCAACACGGGCCACGCGCGGGACCCAGCUGCUGCUGCUGCGACCCCCGCCGCGACGGCAGUCGCAAAGCCCACGCUCGUGCACGUCCACCGCAAGGCCGUCCCCGCGAGAGGCACGGCCCUGCGCGUGCACCCGCCGGAGGACCCGGGGGGCCCCCGCCACCGCGGCGGCGGCGGCGACGGUGGCGACAACAAGGCCGUAGUAAAUCCCGGGCGGGCGCCGCGCCGCGUCCGGUGCGGUAGCGGACCGGUCCACGACCGUGGGAGCAUAGAAGGAGGGUGGAUAUAA
Purpureocillium lilacinum is the source of this 1578-nucleotide messenger RNA. RefSeq lists its product as uncharacterized. NCBI's taxonomy places the organism in Eukaryota, Fungi, Ascomycota, Sordariomycetes, Hypocreales, Ophiocordycipitaceae. The record is from RefSeq and is a predicted model, not a curated record.